UGGACUCCGCGAACCUGGCGCUCCGGCCCAGCUCUCGCCGACAAGUCUGGACUUCGCGCGCCCCCCCUCCGGGACCGCCCCCUCCUCCCUCUCUGCGACGUCGAAGAUAAACAAUAGUUGGCCGGCGAGCGUCGGGUGUGAGUCUCCCGCCGCCGGAUUCGGCGGGCUGCGUGAGACCGGCGGGAUCCCGGCCAGCCGGCCAUGGCGGGGCUUUACUCGCUAGGAGUGAGCGUCUUCUCCGACCAGGGCGGGAGGAAGUACAUGGAGGACGUUACUCAGAUCGUGGUGGAGCCCGAGCCGACAGCUGAAGAAAAGCCGUCGCCGCGGCGGGCGCUGUCGCAGCCGUCGCCUCCACAGUCGUUGCCGUCCGCCCUUCCUGGCGGCGAAGUCUCGGGGACAGGCCGAGCCCGGGACGCCCGCGACCCUGCGCCGGACGCCGGGGCCUCGCCGGGCGGCCGCUGCUGCCGCCGCCGGUCUUCCGUGGCUUUCUUCGCCGUGUGCGACGGACACGGCGGGCGGGAGGCGGCACAGUUUGCCCGGGAGCACUUAUGGGGUUUCAUCAAGAAGCAGAAGGGCUUCACCUCUUCCGAGCCAGCGAAGGUCUGCACUGCCAUCCGCAAGGGCUUUCUCGCCUGUCACCUCGCCAUGUGGAAGAAGCUGGCAGAAUGGCCAAAGACUAUGACAGGUCUGCCCAGCACAUCAGGGACGACUGCCAGUGUGGUCAUCAUACGGGGCAUGAAGAUGUAUGUAGCUCAUGUAGGUGACUCAGGGGUGGUCCUUGGAAUUCAGGAUGACCCGAAGGAUGAUUUUGUUAGAGCUGUGGAGGUGACACAGGACCAUAAACCAGAACUUCCCAAGGAAAGAGAACGAAUCGAAGGACUUGGCGGGAGUGUGAUGAACAAGUCUGGAGUGAACCGUGUAGUUUGGAAAAGGCCUCGGCUCACUCAUAGUGGACCUGUUAGAAGGAGCACAUUUAGAAGUAACAUCUUCUACUUACAUACUUGGUCCUCAGGCGAUUUGUGGAGCUACGAUUUCUUCAGUGGUGAGUUUGUGGUGUCGCCAGAGCCAGAUACGAGUGUCCACACUCUCGAUCCGCAGAAACACAAGUAUAUUAUCUUGGGGAGUGAUGGGCUUUGGAAUAUGAUUCCACCGCAAGAUGCUGUUUCGAUGUGCCAGGAUCAAGAGGAGAAAAAAUACUUGAUGGGGGAACAUGGCCAGUCUUGUGCCAAAAUGCUUGUGAAUCGAGCUUUAGGCCGCUGGAGGCAGCGUAUGCUUCGAGCAGAUAAUACCAGUGCUAUAGUAAUCUGCAUCUCGCCAGGAGCAGACAAUCAGGGAGACUUCACCAGUGAAGACGAGCUCUAUCUGAACCUGACUGACAGCCCUUCCUAUAACAGUCAGGAAACCUGUGUAACGAAUCCUUCCCCAUGUUCUACACCACCAGUCAAGUCACUGGAAGAAGAUCCAUGGCCCAGACUGAGCUCUAAAGACCAUAUACCUACCCUCGUUCGCAGUAAUGCCUUCUCAGAGAAUCUCUUAGAGAUCCCAACCGAGAUAAAUCGAGGGAGUGUCCAGGCUGUAGUUAUACCCUCAAAAGACCCAGAGCCACUGGAGGAAAACUGCACUAAAACCCUAACUUUAAGGAUACAUGAUUCUUUGAACAAUACCCUGUCAGUUGGCCUUGUGCCUACAAAUUCAACAAAUACUAUGUUGGACCAAAAAAACUUAAAGGUAUCUACUCCUGGCCAAAUGAAGGCCCAAGAAGUUGAAAGAACCCCUCCUGCAAACUUUAAAAGGACAUUAGAAGAAUCCAACUCCAGCCCACUUAUGAAGAAGCAUAGACGAAAUGGCUUAAGUCGAAGUAGCGGUGCUCAGGCUGCAAGCCUCCCAACAACCUCGCAGCGGAAGAACUCUGUUAAACUUACCAUGCGACGCAGACUUAGGGGCCAGAAGAAAAUGGGCAACCCUUUACUACAUCAGCACCGGAAAACUGUGUGUGUUUGCUGAAAUGUAUCUGGAAAUGGGGUUUUUCCAAACUUAGGAUAUGAGGGCUUUUUAAAUUUGGUGCCAUCACUCGGUGUGGUGGCGUAUGUCUGUAAUCCCAGCUCUUGGGAGGCUGAGGUGGGAGGAUUACUGCGAGUUCAGAGACCCUGUCUCAG
This is a messenger RNA of Octodon degus (degu), 2156 nucleotides long. RefSeq names its product protein phosphatase, Mg2+/Mn2+ dependent 1D (gene Ppm1d). Gene Ontology annotation, biological process: protein dephosphorylation. Gene Ontology annotation, cellular component: cytosol; nucleus. The record is from RefSeq and is a predicted model, not a curated record. Bases 202 to 2004 code for a protein of 600 amino acids. The transcript is spliced from 6 exons. NCBI's taxonomy places the organism in Eukaryota, Metazoa, Chordata, Mammalia, Rodentia, Octodontidae. Gene Ontology annotation, molecular function: mitogen-activated protein kinase binding; cation binding; protein serine/threonine phosphatase activity.